CGGAGGCCUCUUGAUCUCACCUUAUCCUCACUCGCCGGUGCGGAUGGAGAUCUCGGAGGACGGGCGCCGGCUGUCGACGACCUCAACCGAUGGGGAGGAGUUCGCAUACGACGUAUUCUUGAGCUUCAGAGGGGAAGACACAAGGAAGGGUUUCACGGGCCACCUCCACCAGGCGCUAAAACAGCGUGGACUUGGAGUCUUCAUAGACAACGAAGAUCUGGAAAAGGGCAAAGUAAUUGAAGAGCUGUUCAAGGCCAUUGAGGCAUCCAAAGUGUUCAUACCCAUUUUCUCGAAGCGGUACGCAGAGUCCAAGUGGUGCCUUAGAGAGAUCUCCCAUAUAAUGAGAUGCGAGCGGCUGACCCUGCCGAUAUUCUUCGAUGUCAAGCCCUCCGACGUCCGGAACCAGGAGGGCCCGUAUAGAAAAGCAUUUUUUGAUCACGAGAUGAACGGAGAAUUAGACAAGGAAACGGUGGAAAACUGGAGGAGCUCCUUAACGAAAGCAGGGAAAACUUCAGGCUAUGAUCUCCAGUAUGACAUGGACGGGAACGAGGCAGCGCUGGUCCGGGAAGUUGUUGCCAGAGUGCUAAGGGCACUAAACAAAACUCUCUUAGAGGUCGCAAUGCACCCAAUUGGGAUUGAUUCUCGUGUUGUUGAUGUAAUGAAGCUUCUGAAAAUUGUAGACAAUGAUGUUUACAUAGUGGGGAUACAAGGAAUGGGUGGAAUUGGCAAAACCACCAUCGCCAAGGCCAUCUACAACAAAUUAUAUGUCGAUUUUCAAGGCAGUAGCUUCAUUUCAGAUGUCAACAGCAUCUUCAAACAACCCCGCGGACUCAUUAGCUUGCAGAAGCAACUCAUUGAAGACAUAUUAGGCGACCAAGUUUCCUCCAUAUGCAGUAUUUCUCAGGGGAUUAGGAUGAUCAAACAGAGGAUACGCUACAUGAGGGUUUUGAUUGUUCUGGAUGAUGUUGAUCACAAGGCGCAACUGAACGCACUGGCUGGGGCAAAAGACUGGUUUGGUCGUGGUAGCAGAAUCAUCAUCACAACAAGAGAUGAGCAGGUGUUGCUAGUUCAUCAUGUACAACCACAUCAAAUUUACAAGCCAACAAUACUAAACGAGUCCGACUCAACUCAACUGUUUCUUAAGCACGCUUUUGGGAAUCAGCAACCCAAUGAAGAGUACCUUGAGUUAUCCAAAAGGGUUGUUGCAGCCAGUGGAGGGCUACCCUUAGCUCUUGAGGUAUUCGGGUCGCAUUUAAGUUGCAAAAGAAAUGCACAAGACUGGGAAGACAUGAUCGAGAACUUGAAGCACAUACAGCCAGAUGAUGUUCACCGCAGACUGAAGAUUAGCUAUGAUGGUCUCGCAAAAGAAGAGCAGCUUAUUUUCUUGGACAUUUCGUGCUUCUUUAUUGGCAGGGACAGAGAAAGAGCAACCCAUAUGUGGUUGGAUCAUGGCUUUUCCCCCUAUAUGGCAAUCCAGGUUCUUGUGCAAAAAGCCCUCGUUAAGAUAAAUACUGUGAAUCAGAAGUUUGAGAUGCACGAUCAGAUAAGGGAUUUGGGCAGAGAAAUUGUUCGACAAGAAAGUCCUUUUGCCCCCGAAAUGAGGAGUAGAUUGUGGAUUACUCGGCCGAUAUUGGACGUCUGGCAAACUCCUCAAGGAGCAAGGAUGUUGCAAAGCAUUACUCUCAAUUCCAGGCAGUCAAGGUACUUGAGCGCUAAGGCAUUUGAAGCAAUGCCUAAUCUUAGAUUCUUCCAUGCCAUUGGCAUAAGCUUUCAAGGGAGAUUCCGAUAUUUUCCUAACAAAAUGAAAUGGCUGGAGUUGGAAUCCUGCAACUUUGAUUACCUGCCAUCUCAAUGUCAGCUCGAGAAGGUUGUGGUCCUUGAUCUUUGUCAGAGUAAUCUGGCUCGAGCUUUCACCAAGCUGUGCUUAUUGGAGGAGGAGGUAUUUGUCGCAAUGAAAUUCCUCAGGAUUUGUUCUGAAGAUCUAACUUCAACACCUAAUUUCUCUGCUACUCCUUUCGUGGUGAAUCUGAUGUUUGAUGAAUGUAGAAUGUUAAAUGGGGUUCAUCAAUCUAUCGGGAAUCUUAAGAAUUUGACAUGUUUGGAUUUGAGAUCUUGCUGCAUGCUUGAGAAAUUACCUGAUACUAUCUGCCAAUUGAGUUCUCUAAAAAUGCUCAAUCUGUCAGACUGCAGAAAACUCUCUUCUUUGCCGGAACAACUGGGGGGCCUGGCAUCGUUGAGGGAGCUUACACUUGACGGCACGAGCAUAGGAAUUAUACCCGAUUCAAUAGGGCGCCUUGAAAACCUGUAUUUUUUAUCUGUAGUGGAUUGCUUGUUGUUAAAAAAACUUCCUCAAUCCAUUCAGGGUUUGAACUCAUUACAAAAGCUCGGAAUUAAAGGCACUUCCUUGGAAGGACUACCACGAAACAUUGAUGAUCUUAUGAACAUCGGGACAGUUAAUGCUUCAUGCUGUAAUUGGCUUUCUCUAUUGCCAAAUUCAUCCUAUAAAACAGUAAGAUCCCUGCAUUUUUCUGAUCUGAGAUGCUCAACAAUUGCAGAAUUGCCAGAUUCUAUUGGAAAGCUGGAAAACCUCGAGAGGCUUUCAUUGGAGUGCAAGAAUCUCAAAUGUAUUCCUGCUUCUGUUGGAUUACUGGAAAGGCUUUCGAGUUUCUCGCUAUGUGGUUCUCAGUGGAUUAAAGACUUUCCGGCUCCCAUGGGAAAUUUGAAAAAUCUGGUUCAGUUAGAAAUAUCUGGAACUGGCAUGGUUGAAAUGCCUUACUGUAUUGCAGACCUCACAAAUUUGAGAAGCUUAAAUUUAAGCCACAAUUCGAAACUGCUCAUUUCUCUUUCUGGUUUAACUGCCCUCUCUUUCUUGGAAGUGUUGAUUGCCCACAGUAGUAGUUGGGCAGAUGAUGAUGACUCCGACCAUGGUGACUUUGGGAACCUCUCGUCACUUAAGAUCAUUGACCUCAGAGAGAGCCAUUUCAGUGUACUACCUUCAAGUAUAACCAGAAUUCCUGUCCUCCAGGAACUCAAUUUAGGAAGCUGCAUGGAGCUUCAGUCCCUUCCUGGACUUUCUGCUUCUCUGGUCUGUCUUGAUGCCUUCAAGUGCACCAACAUAAAAAUGAUAGCGGAUGUUUCAAAUUUGGAAUCCAUGAAGGAAUUGCAUCUUGAUGGCUGCAGUCUGCUGGUCGACGUUUGUGGCCUUGAAAGGCUACCAUCAUUGGAGAUCUUAACUUUGAGAGACUGUCACAGCCUUGGAGAUGCUUUCAAGCAGAGAGUGUUUAAGGAAGCAACCUUCCAGCAAUUGCAUAAAUUUGAGGCCUCCGGAACAAUGAUUCCUCACUUUUCUGUUGGUUCACAAAUAUCUUUCAUGUUUCCUAGAGCACCAACAGGAGAUCAGUUGGUCAUAGAAUUCCUCUUCUUACAAGGUGUCUCAAAGCCCGUUCAACCCUUCCUCAGGAAGCCCAUAGCUGAACCUGUCACAGAGCACGUCCACAUUACAGUCAUAACAGAUGGGAGUGUCGUCUUUCAGACCAGACGGUUAAUGGAAUGCUCUUUCGUUGUGUUUGAGAAGGAAGACGAAAUAUUUAGGCACUUAAGGGAGGGGCAGCAUGUAAUACAGGUAUCGGCAGAUUCGGCAGAGGCGGAAGGCUUGACUGUUGGUGAUAUUUGGGUUCGAUAUGAGAAGGGAGGAGAAAAAGGGUCAUAAGACAAGGUCGUGUUGAUAUCUUGCUAGCUGCUGCUGAUUAUAAGCAACCAGAAGCCAUCUUCCUGAUUAUUGUAUCAUAUGCUGUAAAGUUGUAAACUUUCUUCCUCUGCUAUCCUUCAGUAAGAACAACCAAGAAACUUGCAAGUCAAAAACUCCUCAAAAUGGUGGCAGAUGUCUAUUCUCGUGCUUGAGUCCCAAUGUCAAUUAAUAUUGAAACAGAAUUGCACCUUCCGAGCAGCAAAACCAAGCUAUGCGUGUUUGUCCUGUUUUUUCCUGCUCUAUCAUUAUUUGUAGUUUGUAUGUCCGUCUGCACUGCUGUUUACUACAGCAGAGGGUGCAGACA
Messenger RNA from Nymphaea colorata (pocket water lily), 4052 nucleotides. RefSeq names its product disease resistance protein RPV1-like. Gene Ontology annotation, molecular function: ADP binding; protein binding. NCBI's taxonomy places the organism in Eukaryota, Viridiplantae, Streptophyta, Magnoliopsida, Nymphaeales, Nymphaeaceae. Bases 44 to 3709 code for a protein of 1221 amino acids. Gene Ontology annotation, biological process: defense response; signal transduction. The record is from RefSeq and is a predicted model, not a curated record. The transcript has 5 exons.